AUGCCCCCUCUCAGCGCGUCCAUCCACCAGCUCGUCGCCCUCCUCGUCCCCGCAACACGCAACGACGACACACUCAGAGAUGAUCUCGUAGCCCACGCCACAGACAUCCUCUCCAGCCACAUUGGCCAGUCCAACUCGACCGACACCGCACAUCUCACCAGCCUCAUUCGCCGACAUCUCUCCCAGUCAAACGCGUCCCCAAACGCGUCUCUCCAGUUCACCAACCUCAACGCCCGCCUCCAGGCCCAGCCUGCCCUAGCACGCAAACACGACGCUCUCCUCUUUCUCCACACCCUCGCCUCCUCCUCGCGUCCACAACCACCAUCCAUUCUCUCCCCUAAAUCCCCGUCUCCCCUUCCUAUUCCUUCUCCCCUUCCUACACCCGUCGAUCCCCAAUCCACCAGCAGGUCCAAGGCCGCCAUUCUUGCCGAAUAUCGCGCCAGAAUAGGUAAACCGCAUGUCCCAGAACAUUUGCUCCUGCGCGAUGCUCUCUAUCUCCUACAAGGCAUAUCCGGGAAGCACAUCUCCCUUCACGAUGGCAAUCUGACCUUUCACCACGACUCAAAAUACACCAUUACAGCUCCUUUAAAAUCCCUCCUCCACCGUCUGGCAGAGGUCGGCCACCUCUACGCCCGCGUUGACGCCUUCGUCCGAUCACGCGAUGUCUCAUCCAGCCUCCUCCCUCCCUCGUCCGCCCAUCCGAGCCACAACACCCUCACCCCGCCCCAGGUCGGCAUGAUCGAACAGUCGCUCGCCCACCAUCUCCAGUCCCAGCUCACCCAGUACUAUCGCCUCAUCGCCGUCCUCGAGUCCCAGCUCAAUUCCGCCCCGAGCUCCUCCCCCGACCAGUCCGGCCUGACGCUCAAGAGGCUGGACGUGUGGAUCAACGAAUGGCGCCUCCGCAUGCGCAUGAUGAGUGUAUGCGUCGAGGGCGCCAAGGGCACGCAGGGCGGCGCACUGGUCAACCUCAUCCACUCGUACACGGACAACGGGGAUCCGUUCGUCCGCAGUUUUACCGACGAGCUGCUCGAGGAGGUGUCGAAGCCGUUCUUUUUGACGCUGCACAAGUGGCUUUUCUCGGGUGACUUGUAUGAUCCCUAUGCCGAGUUCUUCGUCUCUGUGGAUCCUGAACUGGCAGAUCCUCGGCACGCAGGGCCGCUGGGCUCGUUCGACGCUGUCUUGCCUAUGGACAACGAAGACAUGUCCUCGGAUGCUCGCGAGAGUGGAUUGCGUAUGUGGGAAAGCAAGUACCGCUUCAGAAAGGACAUGCUACCGAUGUUCGUCGACGAGACCUUCGGACGAAAGAUCUUCUCCACGGGAAAAUCCCUCAACUUCAUCCGGUACACAUGCCACGAUUCGGACUGGGCGACGACGCGAGAUCGCAUGUCGUCUGCGCACCAGACGCAUGCGCGCGGCACGCUGUCCUACACCGACAUCCCCGGACUGGAGCGCUCCAUCGACGCCGCGUACAAGACCGCCUCGGCGCGCCUGUUCGAAAUCCUGAUCGACAAAUUUCACCUCACCACCCACCUCAAAGCGCUCAAAUCCUAUCUCCUCCUCGGACACGGCGACUUCGCGUCACAGCUGCUCGACGCCCUCGCGCCCUCGCUCGGGCGCGCCGCGAGCACGCUGUACCGGCACAACCUGACCGCAACACUAGAGAGCGCGCUCCGGAGCACGAGCGCGGCGGACGACGCGGGCGGCGCGGGCGAGGUGCUGCGGCGGCUCGACGUGCGCGUGCUGCCGUACGGGCAGGGUGAGGUCGGCUGGGACGUGUUCACGCUCGAGUACAAGGUGGACGCGCCGGCGGACACGGUGCUCGAUCCCGAGAGCAUGGGCGCGUAUCUGAAGCUGUUUUCGCAUCUCUGGCGCAUGAAGCGCGUCGAGAGCGCGCUCCGCGACGCGUGGAUGCGCGCGGCGCGGGGCAGGCGCGGGGACUGGCAUCGGAUUCGGCUGGCGAUGGCGGAGAUGAUACAUUUUGUGCGGCAGAUGACGGCGUAUUGCCAGCUCGAGGUGAUCGAGUGCGCGUGGAUAGAGCUGAUGGAGUUCCUCAAUAAGCGGGAAGGAGACCUCGACGGUAUGAUCGACGCGCAUCGGACGUAUCUGGAGAGGAUGGUCAAAAAGGCGUUGAUGCUGAGUCCGAAAGCGGGCAGGGAGGAAAAUCUCCUGAACCAGGUCAGAGAUGCGUUUGGAACGAUUCUCCAGUUCAGGGACGCGAUGGACAGUUUCUACAACAGCUGUCUCUCCGAAGCGGCGGCGAUAGAGCAAGAACACGACCUCGAACGGCUGCGCAAAUUGGUCGAAGAGUACGCUCAGACGUUCACUGAGCAGGCCUCUGGAAUCGUGCACUCGUUGCAGACGCAUCCCGAUCUCGACUGCAGGUUCUUGGGGAUUCGCAUGUCUUUCUCGGACUACUACAGGCGAGGAAAGUGA
This is a messenger RNA of Coniophora puteana RWD-64-598 SS2, 2433 nucleotides long. Its product is annotated as gamma-tubulin complex DGRIP91 SPC98 component. The record is from RefSeq and is a predicted model, not a curated record. Lineage: Eukaryota; Fungi; Basidiomycota; Agaricomycetes; Boletales; Coniophoraceae. The transcript is spliced from 8 exons. Gene Ontology annotation, molecular function: microtubule minus-end binding; gamma-tubulin binding. Gene Ontology annotation, biological process: mitotic cell cycle; meiotic cell cycle; cytoplasmic microtubule organization. The coding region runs from base 1 to 2433 and encodes 810 amino acids. Gene Ontology annotation, cellular component: gamma-tubulin small complex; centrosome; spindle pole.